CAAAGAGUUGCUAGUACUGAGAAAGUGCGCAAGAUCCCACUGCCUCAAGUUCAGCCCGCUCGUCGACGCUUUGACACUACGCCUCCAAUCUUCAGUUUUUUGACUCUUAAGGAAACAUCAAGCCCUUCAAGAUGAAGCUGUGGUUUGUUGCUGCCAUACUUAUCUCCGUUGCGUUUCCAUCCGUUUUGAGUUUGAAGUGCAUGGCCUGCGGCAGUACCGAGUCCUGGGAUAAAUGCAAAGGAGUAAGUAUCACCUGCCCGGCUAUGGCGUCCGAUCAAUGUGUGAAACUCUACUUUAAAACCCCUAAAGCCGAAUCGUUCAUUAAAUCGUGCGGAACCGAUGCUUACUGUGAUGAAAAAACCAACCCUACUUGUAAAGAAGCCACUGGAUCCUAUGAGUGUGACAUCUACUGCUGCAAAGGCGACAACUGCAAUAGUGGCACAGAAACUCGCAUCAGCGGUAUUCUCUUGGUAUCAUGCGCCCUGGCCUCUCUGAUGAUCUUUUACAAGGCCUGAGACUAGACUGAGGUUGAUGUUCAGCACGGCUCAUGACCAAGACUGCAACUAGUUAUAAGCUUUUUUUGAAGGAUGUCAGUUGUGAAUUAAGAUAGAACGUCUUGCUUAAGACAUAGUAGUCGUCUGUAGGACGAUCUUCGUGAAAAGGAGAUGAAGUCAGGCCGAUUUAUACCUACAAGAGAGGAUGCUGGUCCAUCGUAGUCUGCACGUAUUGUGCUUAUUAGUUAAAGUCAAGUAGAGGCUUUUUUAAAUAUUGUUAAAUGAUGCAGUUCUGGGAAAUAAAACGUUGUUUCUAACUA
Pocillopora verrucosa is the source of this 814-nucleotide messenger RNA. RefSeq lists its product as uncharacterized. NCBI's taxonomy places the organism in Eukaryota, Metazoa, Cnidaria, Anthozoa, Scleractinia, Pocilloporidae. The record is from RefSeq and is a predicted model, not a curated record.